Messenger RNA from Clupea harengus (Atlantic herring), 4558 nucleotides. It is a transcript of the gene ccnd2b, whose product is annotated as cyclin D2, b. Lineage: Eukaryota; Metazoa; Chordata; Actinopteri; Clupeiformes; Clupeidae. The record is from RefSeq and is a predicted model, not a curated record.
AUUCAGUUAUUCCAAUCCAGAGGCUAAGAGGGAGAUAAAACUGUGGCCAGUAAGAACAAGAAAUCGUCAGCCAUUGCCUACCCAGCGCGCAGCGGCAGAGAAUGAAAAUCCGCUUGCGUCAUAGGCCUUUUGAAUAGCCUACCCCAUUUACAUGCUUCAAAUGUAAUAAGAGAAAAGUGAGAGCACGGCGGUAGGAAGAGAACGAGGGAGGGAGAGAGAGAGGAAAAAAGUUAGCAUAGAGAGGCAAGACAGUACUGGCGACUGCUGCAGUCUCACUAAUGUUUGCUAUAAAAGUAUUUUCCUCGAGUUUAUUUCUCCCCUCCCUCAUGUCAUCAUUAUUUUGAAGAUAAAUUGUCUUCGCAAAGGAGAAACCUGAACACAACAUGGAGCUCCUCUGCCUCGAGAAGGACACAGUCGUCAGAGCUCAGCAGGAUCCAAAUAUUUUCUCCGAUGACAGAGUAUUGCAAAGUCUGCUAACUAUUGAAGACAGGUUUCUGCCCCAGUGUCCAUACUUUAAACACUUUCAGCAGGAUAUUAAGCCGUUUAUGAGGCGGAUGGUUUCCACUUGGAUGUUGGAGGUUUGUGAAGAAGAGAGCCGCGAGGAAGAAGUCUUCCCUUUGGCAAUUAACUAUUUGGAUAGAUAUUUAGCAGUGGUCCAGACGAAAAAGGGCUGUUUGCAGCUUCUUGGAGCUGUAUGCCUGUUUCUUGCAUCGAAAUUAAAAGAGUCUCGACCAUUAACUGCAGAAAAACUCUGCCUCUACACAGACAAUUCAAUCACAUCACAAGAGCUCCUGGACUGGGAGUUGGUAGUGCUGGGGAAGUUGAAGUGGAACAUGGCAGCUGUCACCCCACACGACUUCAUCGAGCACAUCUUAUACAAGCUGCCCCUCCCCAAGGACAAGCUGUCGCUCAUCCGGAAGCACGCACAAACCUUCAUCGCUCUCUGCGCGACAGAUUUCAGCUUCGCCAUGUACCCGCCCUCCAUGAUUGCCACUGGCAGCGUGGGUGCUGCUGUCUGCGGCCUCCAGAUGGACCGUGCCGAGCGGGCGCUGCACGGCGACAACCUGUCCGAGCUGCUGGCCAAGAUCACUAACACGGAGGUGGACUGUCUGAAGUCAUGUCAGGAACAGAUAGAGCAGCUGUUGCGCAGCAGCCUGCGGGAGAGCCAGGAGAGGCAGCAGCGUCUGCAGCAGGAGGCCCUCAACCGGGCAGCCAGCAAAGGCGUGGACCCAGCGACCCAGAGUCAGUCCAGCACGCCCACAGACGUCCGCGACAUCAACCUCUGAGCCCCCACCCCUCCCUCUUUACUGCCCUGUCUCCUCCCAUCCAGCGUGGCGAUCCAGCAGCUGGAGUUGUAUUUUCUCACAUAAAUAAGAAAAUAGCUUUAAUUUAGGUUAUUUUAUUUUAUUUUUUUAAAAACCCGCAUAUUAAGCCUGUGACUCACUAUAGCAGUACAAGUAAUCAGAAUAUCAUUUUGAUUAGACAUCAAUUUCGCAUAUACGUAUAUCUAUUUUUUGAAUGAAAUCUGAAGACUUGAUUGCACCUCAGGUGAACAGACAGGAAAGCUACCGACGGCAUACUUGAAAUUACAUGGAAACUGUAUGAAAAGAGUCAAAUAUUAAAUAUGUAUAGCAACAAAAGAAAACAGGGGCAAACAUUGGUGGGGCUUCCAAUGGUAAAAGAUUUUAUUUCAUUUCCAUAAUGUAUUGUGAAAAUAAAAUGUAUUAUUAUUAUUAUUAUUAAUAAUAUUAUUAUUAUUAGCUCUACGAUAUAUUCUGAAGUAAUGUGAUGCAUGCAUUCAGCUAUGCAAAUUCCUUUGAGCAACAUUUAUGAGCAGGCGUAUACAGGAAAAACCGCUCACUCAGCUGCAGAGCUGGCUCUUAUUUAAGCUGUUUAGUGCUGGACAGGGGAGGGCUGGGCCCUCACAGCUAGAGGGGGAUAGAGAGCAAGUCUGAAAGAAAGAGGAGCGGGAGGCUAAAAGGAGGAGAGAAGUGAGGUGGUGAGUGUUGAGUAGUGGAGGAAGGUGAAUGAGCAUCUAAACAGCCUUACGUUAGGAUUAAAAUAAUCAACUCAAUCUAUUGGUUAUAUGUACGAUUGGUUGACUAUGAGCUAUUUUUGACCUUUUUUUUUCCUUCCUCUGUGUAGUCGUACAUCAAACAUUGUAGUGCCCAUCACUUUGGUGUUAUACACAGAGGAUAUAUGCAGUUCGUACAGCUCUGAUAAUGCUUUUAAAAUGAAGGCCUAUGCUAGGUUGGAUGAGGGAAUGGGCAGGUGACUGCACAGGUUCAUGAGUGGAACUGAGGAUUGUGCCAGGGCAGGGCUUUGAAGAAGCUUGGAAUUCUGGGUUCUGGGCAUCAGAACUAUGAACUUGAAGAGAUGAUUGACAGGGUGUGAGCAUGUAAGAGCAAGGCGUUCAGCCGAAGGACUGAGAACGUUUUUUUUCUUCAUGAUGAUGAGGAGGAGAAGGAGGAAGGAGGGUUCACUUCCAGUCCUCAUUAGUUAUAUAAUGCUUGCAUUUUUUGUAUCUCAUUGUGUUUCAGAGUGCAGACAGUUAUCCUGAAUACCAGUAAUCGAUAGCUGUGCGCUAGCUCAUGCAUAGUUGGGCUGCUGUUUUUCUAGUUUCUGUUUGUGGCAGUGAUUACGAGGGAACCAUAAUAAGUGUGCUGGAUCAUUUAUUCCCUAGUUUUCUUCAUGUUUUCAGUCACAGGCCAAAUGCGGAAAAUGUAUCAACACGAAUGCACUUUUAAACAACAAAAAAAGAAAAAAAAAAAACACAUUCCCCGAGGGGCCAAGGAAUAGUUGAGUUUAAAAAAUGUUUUGAAGGGGUGUUUGUUUUUUAUAUUGUCAUUAUUCUUUCUUUCUUUUAAAUUAUGCUCUUUUUCUGGGCUGGUAUCCCACCUAAGGCAUUCCCAGUGAGGGUAAACCACAGCAUAGGUGAUAUUCAAAUUCUAGACCAAAAUCAAUUAUAGAACAAGCUUUCUUUGCGAUUUAUGUUUGUGUUGCGCAUUGUUCAUUGUUAAAAGUGUUUAUUGACUUGAAUGUUAGUUUUUGCCUGCUUCAAAGCAGAUUUGACUCGACCAAUUGUUGGCUAUUUUCCCUCUCCUUUUUUCCUUUCUUCCUCUGAAAUUGAGACUUUGUCUACCAGAAAAAAAAUCCCUUUAUUUGAACUAUGUGGUAAAGUGAUUGCAUGCACUGCGUUACCUUUUCUAGGUGCGUUUUGUAAUGUUGAGUAAUACAAGGAAGGAAAAUCUAAAUACAGCUAGCUGCCAUUGCUUAUAAAGAACCAACGCAUUUGAGUUGUGUUCACACUGCUAGCUCAGGUUGUGUCUUCCAUACAAAAGGGGCAUGCUUAUAUUUUUGUUUGUGUGUGUGUGUGCAUGCAUGUAUAUGCGUGUGUGUGUGUGUGUGUGUGAUUGUGUGUAGUUCUUCUGGACAUGUCAGUGUGUGUUGGUAUGCUCAUGCAGUUGAGCCCUACCACAUGAUCAGCUGUAGUGUCUUUACUUUGCUUUGCUGAAGACCAAAGGCUAUGAGUGAAAAGUGUCUUGCUCUUUCUUUCUCCUUUGUAUUGCUCUGAAUUGAUACUCUGUAUUUUUUAUUGUAUUUAAUUUUCCUUCCUACGCUGCUAAAACUGAAAAGCUAUUCUUUGUCCAAUAACACACACAUACACUCACACAGACACCCACAUGCACUUACACAUAUACACCGGCAUUUAACACAGGUAGACCUAAAUAUGCCCACAUACUCAGACACAUAACAUUUCCUACCUGUAAUAUUUCACUUUUGUGUGCUGCUAUUUUAUACAUAUAUGUAUAUAGUUUUUUGUUUGUUUCUUUAGCUUUUAUGGUUGCUGUCAGAGGAAACAGAGAAGGUUUAAGGGUGCGGAGCAGACCUUGACUGGAAGUGCUUUGCUCACGUAGCUUAUUGGAAAGAAGCGUGUUUCUUUUCUGCUCCCGCUGUUCCCUGCAGUCGUUUGUCCUUCUUCCCUUCUGUCCUCACUGUGUCCUAGCGAGUGAAACAGUCACUGCCACAGGUCACAUGGACAGAAAAACAAAACAAAAAAACAAAACAACGUCAGACAGAAGCGUAGAAAUGCUUAGAGGCUCUCUGUCGCCGCCAUACCUCACAAAUCUCAGUCUAUUUGUUUCUUUGUUUUUUUGUGUUUUUAUUUUUUUAUUUUGCUGAGAGCAGGGACUGUUGGGAAGCCUCCAUUUCCCAGGUAUUGUUUUAGUUAGAGAGCAAGAAUCACCCACAAUGCUUCUAAUAAGGUUUGAGACAAGAGUCGCUGUGGGUAGAGGGAUCAGCACUGUCACCCCCUACUCCACAAAUCCUGUACUGGCGGCAGGGUCUUUCCAGUUGUCCUGUCUAUAGGUGCUAAGUGUGAGUCUGGGGCAACAGAAAUCAUAUUAUAUUUUUUUAUUUUGGAUUUUUUUUCCUUAGUAAUUGGUUUCAGAGAACAGUGUGGGUUUCACCCUGCCCCCACCCCACCCCACCACCACUGUAAACAUCGUGUACCUCAAUAGUGUAUGUUCUCUAAAUAAAAAAAUUCCAAAAAUCCAAA